This is a messenger RNA of Drosophila ficusphila, 2324 nucleotides long. RefSeq names its product heterogeneous nuclear ribonucleoprotein 87F (gene Hrb87F). The transcript is spliced from 4 exons. The record is from RefSeq and is a predicted model, not a curated record. The coding region runs from base 137 to 1318 and encodes 393 amino acids. NCBI's taxonomy places the organism in Eukaryota, Metazoa, Arthropoda, Insecta, Diptera, Drosophilidae. Gene Ontology annotation, molecular function: RNA binding.
UGGUCACAUUGCUAUAUUUUCCAUUGUGCGUGCUGUACACUUUAAUUUUCGGGCGUCUGCUGGAGAAAGAGUGAAAAACUGACAAAUUGUGCUGGACUUAACAGAUACCUGAGUAUUACACACAUACAACACAAGAAUGGCAGAUUUAAACGACUCCAAUGGAAACUACGAUGAUGGCGAUGAGAUCACCGAGCCAGAGCAGCUGCGCAAACUUUUCAUCGGCGGCUUGGACUACCGCACCACAGACGACAGUCUGAAGUCUCACUUCGAGAAAUGGGGCAACAUUGUGGAUGUGGUGGUGAUGAAGGAUCCCAAGACGAAGCGUUCUCGCGGUUUCGGGUUCAUUACGUACUCCCAGUCCUACAUGAUCGACAAUGCCCAGAAUGCGCGCCCGCACAAGAUCGAUGGACGCACCGUCGAGCCCAAGAGGGCUGUGCCGCGCCAGGAGAUCGAUGCUCCAAAUGCAGGGGCUACUGUGAAGAAGCUCUUUGUGGGCGGACUACGUGACGAUCACGAUGAGGAGUGCCUGCGCGAGUACUUUAAGGACUUUGGUCAGAUUGUGGGCGUGAACAUCGUUUCCGACAAGGAUACGGGCAAGAAGCGCGGGUUCGCCUUCAUUGAGUUCGAUGACUACGAUCCCGUCGACAAGAUCAUCCUCCAGAAGAAUCACACUAUCAAGAACAAGAGCCUCGAUGUCAAGAAGGCUAUUGCCAAGCAGGAUAUGGACCGCCAGGGCGGCGGUGGUGGUGGCGGAGGAGGCGGUGGCCAGGGAGGACGAGGAGGCCCUCGGCCUGGCGGACGCGGUGGUCAGGGUGAUCGCGGACAGGGAGGCGGCGGUGGCGGUUGGGGAGGCCAGAGCCGACAAAACGGUGGCGGCAACUGGGGUGGAGCCGGAGGCGGCGGCUUCGGCAACAGCGGCGGUAACUUCGGCGGCGGCCAGGGUGGCGGCCAAGGCGGCUGGAACCAGCAGGGCGGUGGCGGCGGUGGUCCGUGGAACAACCAGGGUGGCGGCAACGGCGGCUGGAACAACGGUGGCAGCGGAGGCGGCUACGGCGGUGGAAACAGCAACGGUAGCUGGGGCGGUAAUGGCGGAGGCGGUGGCUUCGGAAACGACUACCAGCAGAGCUACGGCGGCGGUCCGCAGCGCAACAACAACUUUGGCAACAACCGCCCGGCGCCGUACAGCCAAGGUGGAAGUGGAGGCGGCGGUGGUUUCAACAAAGGAAACCAGGGUGGCGGCCAGGGCUUCGGUGGCAACAACUACAAUUCGGGAGGCGGCCAGGGUGGAAACAUGGGCGGCGGCAAUAGACGUUACUAGACGAGGUAAACACACAUAGAGAGAGAGUCAGUUCAAGCUAGACGACAAACAGGCAGUCUAGGCAGGCAGAGAAGCAGAAGCAGAGGCACAAGCACAAGCACAAUCCAAAUGAAAGUCUCAGGCACAGGCAGGCAAUCAGUAGCAGGUGUGUGUCAGACCAGGCAGACAAGAUCAGACCCAAGAAACCCAGAUCGAGAAGCAGAAACCAGGCCGAGUGUGUGUGCAAGUGCAAGCAAUCAGUUUUCGGGCCAGCACCCAAAACCUGCGGGCCAAAUCAAAAACAACUUCGUAAAGCAAAUCAGCAAAAAGCGAAACGAACCGACGCCAAUUGUCCCACAGUUUGACUGCUGCUGUCUCUCUUUUUGUAAACAUUAAUUCGCUGAUCAAUUCAUGUUUAGGAUGCUAAGAACCCUGAACGCUUAGUUUUAACUAUGAUGAUAACAAAAAAGAAAACAAACGAAAAGAAAAGAAAAGAAACCAACCAACAAAAUAUAAAUUAAACUAAUUUUAUUUUAUAAAAUUGACUACCAUAGAAACAAUUUGAGCGACGAAACGGAUUCUCAUUGAGAAAACCAGUUGCAAACAGGGUGUUUUGAAGGUAGAGUACCUUGAACUUUAUCAUGUCGGGUUGGCCCACAGCUAGAUUGUAUUUUCAAUUGGUUUUAUUUAAUAGCGAUCCAGCGAAUUGUAAGAAAUCAAAUAGAACCGUAUUUUGUAAUCACGUUUUUGUACAUGUAAGAACUUUUAUAUUAUAAUUUAUUGCAAUGAAAAAUGAAAAGAGAUCGUAAUUCCUGAAUGGCGAAUGCCGCGCUGUGUCCUAGCAAGCAAAAUCUAUAAACACGAAACAUACCAACUCUGUUAGCCACUAAGAAGUAGAUGCUACGCUAAGCCAGAAAAAAACCACCAUAAAAAUCUUAAUGUUCUGUAAUUAGUUCGUUACGAGAGAGAAACAAAAGCGACAAGAUACAAGCUAAAUAAAAUCCUAACCACUGUUACCCACCAGAAA